Molecule: messenger RNA, 589 nt
Organism: Paramecium sonneborni
Lineage: Eukaryota; Ciliophora; Oligohymenophorea; Peniculida; Parameciidae
Source: the annotation of a GenBank genome assembly
AUGGAUUAAAAUUAUAUUGAUAAAUAAGCUAAAUAAGGAAAAGUGAUUGUUGUAAUAAAGAAAUUAGUAUAUGAUUUAACAGAAUUCAAAACUCGACAUCCUGGAGGCUUUAAGAUUUUAGAAAAAUAUAAUGGAUAUGAUGCCACAAGACAGUUUGAAGUUUUGGUUAGGCAUAGUUAGAAGGCGUAAGAGAUGAUGAAAGAAUUUGUCAUUGACUCUUUUCAAGAUCGAAAAUAAAAGGUCACUUGGGAGUUUAUUAGAUCGAAUGAAGAAAAACUAUAUGUUGUUAUCGAAAAUAAUUUAUAUGAUUGCACUGAAGUAUGAAAAGGUAAUAUUUUAGUUUGUUGAUAAUCAUCCUGGAGGGAAAGAAAUUUUGGAGUUGUAUAAAAAUUAAAAUGCUACAGAAGCAUUUAAAUAACUUGGACAUAGUAAAGAAGCUAGAGAAAAAAUGAAUCUGUAUAAAAUUGGUGAAUUAGAACACAAAGUAAUAUGAAUCCUAUUAUAGAAAGCAGAAGGAAAUUCCUAAAAAUGGCUUUUAUUUUUAAUUGGAGUGGUAGUUGCUUAUAUUUAUAAGAGUUUUUUUCAUUGA